GCCUGCACAAGUUCUCUCACGACCUCCACGUGGGCCUCAAACACAUUGAUUCUCCUCACUUCAUUCUCCGCGCGCGCGUACACUCCUCGACCACCCCUGACCCCCGUGGUGUCACUACCGACAGCUGCAAGAAUGGCGCCCGGUCGGAAAUUAGGCGAAAGCUGCUGGACCUGCCGCCUGCGUCGCAAGCGCUGCGACGCAGUCCGACCUAUUUGCGGGAGCUGUCAAGCCCUGGACAUUUCCUGCCAUGCCGGAGAGACUCGGCCAUCAUGGAUGGAUGGGGGGCCCGCCCAGAGCAACAUGUCCGAGGCCAUCAAGCGGAGGAUCAAGUACAACGCGCUUCUGCGCAGAGAAAGGCGUCUAUUGGCCGCUGCUGGCCAUGAGCCGCUAGAUCAUGAUGUGCUCGACGCUGCAGUCGUCUCCACCACGCAGACGGCCGCCUCCUUGUCCCUGGCGAGUGGCUCUGAUGAUGGUUUCCAGUCCCAGUCCCAGUCCCAGUCGCCCUUCGAGUCUCGGUCUCCGUCCACGACUGGGCUCCUGUCAGACGGGGCCCACACGCUGCCGACCAUCUCUUCGCCGGCCCCCUCCUCCUCUUCAUCCUGGUCUGCCGGCCUGGGCAUCCCGAUUCAGGCCCCUGCCCAGGCCCAGCUCGCGUCUGUCAUGAUCUACCUCGACUACGUGUUCCCGUUCCUGUUCCCCUUCUACCGGCCGUCGCUGCUGGAAACAGGGAGGCAGUGGCUGCUUGGCAUGCUGUGCCAGAACGAGGUCUCGUUCCACACGGCGGCUAGCCUCAGCUCUUACUUCUUCAGCCUGGUUCCACAGGACGAGGAGCGCCAGAUGCAUGAUGAGUGCAAAGCCCUCGUCUGGGAGCGGCUCAUCGGGCAGAUGGAUCUUGCGGUCAAGACGAUCCAGAGCAGCGUCGCCGUGCUGAGUCACCAAGGAGUGCAUGGAGGCUCGCUGACGGGCAAGGCGCGCAUCAUGCAGGAGAUAGCGCAGCUGCUCAUCGUUGAGGUCACAGUGCGCAGGGAUGUGGACUGGACGAUCCACUUGACCCCGGCCUUGGCCCUCUUCGACGACAUAUUCACGGCCUACGGCCUAGACGGGGCCUCGGAACCCAGUGUCACAAACCUUAUGAAUGCAUUGCCGCCCAUGAUGUUCCCGGUACCGACGACACACCAGAAGCCUCUUCCGAACACACCUGAUCAGUCCGCGUUGGCCUUCUUCCUAUCGCUUCUGCUCUAUGUUGACAUCGUAGCAAGCACGUCCUUGGGUAGAGCCCCCCAUUUGCACCGAUACCACCCCAGCCUGCUGUCUUCUCAGAGCGAGCAAGCUUGUCAGCUUCGCAUAGAUCAGGUAGUUGGCUGUCAGAACUGGCCGCUCGUCGCCAUCGGCAACAUCUCGGCACUCUGUGCCUGGAGGCGCGAAGUCAAACAGACCGGGACCUUCUCCGUCUUCCAGCUGGUCAAGCUGGCCGACCCGAUCUCCCAGGCGCUCGACGACGGGCUCCUGAGCCUGGAGCGCAACCCACCUCGUGCUGCACCCAGCGGGAAGGGGCCCGGCCGUCGGCUCGAGGGAUACUACAGCCGGCAUGACCGAAGCAUCGAUCACAAUGCAAUCGCCACCGUCACGCGCAUCUGGGCCUAUGCGGCCAAGAUUUACCUCUCGGUCAUUGUGUCGGGGUGGCAGCCAAACUCUGCCGAGGUAUACGACAACGUUUCCAAGGUCGUCGGUCUGUUGCAGACCAUCGAGUCGCCCGCCCAGCUGCGGAGUCUGUCGUGGCCCAUCUGCGUGGCGGGGUGUCUCGCGCUGCCUGUCCAGGAGCCAGAGUUCCGCCGCAUCGUCGGAGAGGUAGGCGAGCUGGCUGAUUUCGGUACCAUUGGCACAACGCUCCGUAUAAUGGAAGAAGUUUGGCGUUCGAGAGAGACGGCGGAUGGGGAUGCAUGUGAUUUGGCUUCGGCUUUAAAUGUUCUCGGGUCUUCUGCUUUACUUAUAUAGUCUUUAUGCAAUCACUUAGUUGCUCUGGAAAGUAACAAGUUUGCGAAUGCGUAGCGGCUGUCUAGAAUAUACCGCUGUCUAGAAUAUACCCAGUUAUUUUG
Molecule: messenger RNA, 2096 nt
Organism: Diaporthe batatas
Lineage: Eukaryota; Fungi; Ascomycota; Sordariomycetes; Diaporthales; Diaporthaceae
Exons: 1
Coding region: 133-1995 (620 amino acids)
Biological process (GO): positive regulation of transcription by RNA polymerase II
Cellular component (GO): nucleus
Molecular function (GO): transcription cis-regulatory region binding; zinc ion binding; DNA-binding transcription factor activity, RNA polymerase II-specific
Source: RefSeq, a predicted model, not a curated record